AUGUCAGAUCCUGAAGAAUCAACACCUGCUGAAUGCGCUCCAUCCGAGACACCAACACAAGAGAUGAAUUCCUCUUCAAUAAUACGCUAUUCAAAAGAAACACUGCUGUCAUUACAUGACAGUCCUCUCGUUGCCAAACCACCCGAUAUGCCUCCAUUGUCCACUUGGUUCAGUGACGACCACGACGCAUACAUAUCAAAGAGCAUUCUAAAUGGAUCACCUGCUUCGACUCGAUUGUCAACGGCCAAUAAUACGCUAGAUAAAAACGUGCUUCUUGCCCCCAACAAGUCCAUCUUUUCAUCAGCAUCAUACGACAAACGACAAGAAGAUGCACUCAACAAUGGUCGUGGAUCUCUCACAUCACGCUAUCGUCCUAUGAAUGAUGAUGGCCGAACACGAGAUCAUAACAACAUGUCCAACAAGGAUCGGUCGUUGCGUACGGGCGAUAGGAAUUUCAUGCGAGGCGAUAAGAAUGAUCGACGCUCAACUCACAACAACAAUAACAACAGCCAUCCAAUGUCAUCCAACAACAACAAUAACAACAGAAAGCACCAUCAUUCACACCAGCAACAACAACAUCAGCAACAUGAUCGUUUAAAUGGCAAUGAUAAUCUAUCUCGACUCCGAAAAGACAAUCGUCCAGCGCGUGCCCCUGUAUCUGAUAAUACAACAACAUCAACACGUGGCUCAUCAUCAUCCGAUCGGAUUCCUGAGUGGAUGGAUUACAGCCCUGUAACAGACCAAGGUGCAACAAUGAAUCAGCAAGACAUGCCUAUCGCACCACGACCUGAGUCUGGUCUAGAUUUGGAAGCAUGGAAGCAGGAUAUGAAACAAAGGGAGGAACAAGAUGCAGGGAAUGAGACUGCUAUACAACCUAAUCCGGUUGUAUCAGCAACGGCAUCAUCGGAUUUGGAAAUGCUUUUGGGAGUUGGUUCAUUGAGUCUUCAACAACAACAGCAGCAACAGCAGCAGCAGCAGCAACUAAAGCCUACCAAUGGUGGAUCCCCAAGCAUGUCAUCCAAUGGAUCUCCUAUGGAUAUUCUAUCAGCGAGUAUCUUUGAUACAAACACUGGUUCUCCAUUAUUAUCAACAGGACGACGUGAGCGGGGCUCACGCUUUGCCAGGUUUUUCGCUCGUCGAGAGGAAGAAGCAGCUGCUGCAUCAACUCCUACACCACAACAAUCCGAACCCCAAGCACGAUCUAUUAGUGUGGAUGAUUUGUUUGGAAACAAAGGAGGAGGAGGAUCUAGUGGACUUGGUGGGAUAGCGGUUGGCAAUGGAUCAUCACAAUCGCCAAUGUCGGUUCCACCAGCUGAUAGCCCUGGCAACGUGCGUAUGCUAUCCGAAGAAGAGGUUCUACGUACACUUGGAGCUAAGCGAGGUACACCUGAUCAACUCAAUGACCUUCAAACACCAUCACCACAACAGCAACAAGCAUCCUCUGCUGAUGGAUUGGGAUUUGACAAGGUGCUUCAAAUAUUAUCACAACCAAAACCAGCAGCUCCAGGGCAACCACAACCACAACCACAAUCCCCAGCCACUACCGUUGCAUCGGUUGUCGAUAGUGAAAGCAUUAAGGAAUCUCUCAGCGAGCAUAAACCAACUACUACUACGGGUAGCAACAGCCAUGAUGAUCGAUCUGCAACCGCUUCACCUUCCUUGUCAUCAAGUGACAAGGCAUCCCAACAACAACGGGAUGAGAUUACAAGUGAAAGCAGUAGUCAACAACAACAACAACAAGCACCUGCAGCAGCCAAACCAAAGUUGAUGAAUAGUCGAUUUGCAGGCAAUUUGCCCACAUCAGUGUUACGACAAAUGAGUGCACGAUCAUCGGAAGGGCGUUCACCAUCCAUUGCAUCUGCCAAAUCAGGAACAGCUCGAUCAUCAUUGGGUGCCUCUUCACCUGCAUUGUCAAAUCGUUCUCCUGCAUUACCCAAGAACUCGUUACCAGAAUCAUCUCCUGUCAUUGGUCAUCAUUCUCCAAAUGGAAUUGCUUAUGCUCAAACAGCACCUGGUUUCCAUCAUCAGCAGCAUCCUCAUCGUAUGCCACCAUCACCAGCCUAUCCCUUUAGUGCAGGUAGUCCUGUUGGUGCUUCAGCUGCUCAUCAUCAUCCCCAUGGUCCACCACCACCACAUCCUCCUCCUAUGAGUGGUAUGCCUGGUGGUAAUAUGCGUCAACAGCAACCUCCUCGUAGCGACCCAGCAUUAGAACAGCUCUUCCAAUAUGACAAUGCAUCACCUUUGGCAGGUAGUCGUGGUGCUGCUAGUGGUCCCAUGAAUCCAAUGAUACCUCCACAGAUGACAUAUGCUCAACAGCAACAAGGCAUGGAUCACCAAUUCAUUCCUCCACCACAACAUCACAUGAUGCAGCAUCCAAUGCCUCCUCAUCAUCAUAUGCCUCCUGUCGCCAAUCCAAUGCUACCUCCUCACCACCAUCAUCAUCUUCCACCUCACCUUCAAGGUCAAUUGCCUCCACAGUUUAUGCAACGUGAUAUGAUGACACCUCCUGCUGGUGCACUUGGAAAUAUGCCUCCUCCACACAUGAUGGCCAAUGGUAAUGCAGGUCUUCCACCCCACUUAUUUACCAAGAGUCCUGGCGGAGGAGGAGGAGGAUGGGAUCGUCAUUGA
Molecule: messenger RNA, 2628 nt
Organism: Lichtheimia ornata
Lineage: Eukaryota; Fungi; Mucoromycota; Mucoromycetes; Mucorales; Lichtheimiaceae
Exons: 7
Coding region: 1-2628 (875 amino acids)
Source: RefSeq, a predicted model, not a curated record